Messenger RNA from Arabis nemorensis, 480 nucleotides. NCBI's taxonomy places the organism in Eukaryota, Viridiplantae, Streptophyta, Magnoliopsida, Brassicales, Brassicaceae. The record is from the annotation of a GenBank genome assembly.
AUGUCUAAGCCACCCUUGCCCGUACCAACGUCAUCGUUUCAAGUUUCCAAUGGUGGUAACCAAAAUGAAGAGAAGAAAGUUGAUUACUUCUACUAUGAACUAGAGCAUGGCUUCAUUGUUCGACUACGUCAAGAUAUUGACCCUGGCAUGGAUCCUAAGAAACUCAAACGCAUAAUUUCGAAUCGUAUUUCGGCUCAAAGGUCAAGGUGGAAGAAGCGUCAAUAUGUUGAACAUCUAAAGAAGAAACUCAAGGACCUCGAAAUGGAGGUGAGUGUGAGGCGUGCCUUAUUGGAAAUGCAGAAUGAAAUGACUGAAUGUCUUAACAUUGAGUAUAGGGAGCUUGAGGAGCGUGCAUUUGCUACAAAUCAACGUUUAAUUUCCGCUCAAGCUGAGAAUGAAGCGCUUUUAGCAAAGCUACGGGAAGCUGGAGAUGAAAUUGGCUCAUUCGAUCUCGAUACCCUCAUGCACCUCCAUCUCUAG